AUGGGUAACACACAGGCCGGAGAGAAGCACCCCAAAACAUCAAAAUCGCCAGCAAAGGGCAGGCAUUUCAUGAGAAACCUAAACAAAAGGGGUUCCGGCAAGGACAAAAAGCAGAAAAAGGGCGCCGCGAAACGCGAAGCGAUCGACAGGGAGUUUGAUAAAACAUCGGAAUCAGAUAACAAUGAAGCGAUCGAGGUAUCCGAUAACGAUAUGGUCGAGUGCGCGUUUAAAACGUCGCGAGUGGAAGGGGCCGCGGAGACGAGUGUGCAGUCAGAGGUAACGGUGACCAGGUGCGAGCCGACUCCGCGGUCACCGACCCGCGACCAGUUGCCCGCCGCACCUCUGCCCGCCACCUCACCGGCAGACCAAUCCACCUCCGACUCAGUGUUUACGGACCCUCUCACGCCUCUCGCCGUCGAGCUCAACCAAUGCUACUAUUCCGCGGAAAGUGACAGCGCGCACGACGAUCUCCCGCGCACCAUCUCGCCCCUCGACAUACAUGCGCUUUUACAUUCGGACUUACUCGACCGAACGCCACCGGAAAUGCCACAGGAGGAAAACAAAGCGCGUGACACGCUAGAAAAAGAAAAAAGUGACACAUCCGACGACCGAAGUGACAGGGAUGAAACCGACAAGGCUAUGGGCGCAUAUUUAUCGAAAUUGAAAGAGGAGCCGGCAGAUCGAAGGACCCAUGAGUGCAACCAUGACUUCUUGGAUAAUCGGCUCAAGGCGUCUCCUGCGCAGACUUCUUUUACUCUGUCUCGACAUCGAAAAGUUGAACUUCCCCCCGUAGCUGCAGAAUCGUCGCUCUCCGUCAUUGACAGUGAUAAAGAUCGACGAUAUUCCAGUGUCAGUGAUGCCCCUGCAACCGAAUCCAACGUUCUAAGGAAAGUUGCUUCGUUAACUCUAGAUAAGCACACCGAGAGCAAAGUUGUUCGGCCAAAAUUCGUGCCCGAGAAAUUGAACUUUCAGCUUUAUGAAAAAUUUGAAGAACAGUGGUACAUUUUUGCAUUAAACAUGUACGGAACAGACGUUAAAAUUAAAUUUAUAUAUGAUAUGAAAAUCAAUGAAGUUAGAGCUGAAUUAUUGAAUAAGGAGUGUGAAAUUAAUUUGAGAAUAAAAGCCAUGCAUGGCUUAUCUUCUACAUUAUUUAGACAUUACAAGCAACGACAGAUGCUUUUAAAUUGGUUUAUUGCAUCAGCUGAAGGGACUAUAACUAGCAGUAUUACUAACAGUCAAGAUCUGAAGCAGCUGGGUAUACAAUAUUGCACGCACUUGUUAGCAGCUGGCGUUUUACGUCAGAUAGCAGAUAAAGAUGCACCUACAGAGACCAUAUUUAAGCCAAGUUUAAUGUACUACUGGGCGCACAUGGAGCCACCUGUUGCACAACCACUCACUCCUGGCCGGCUUCAUCACACAUCAUGGCCACCCCAAAAGGACUGCUUUUCUGGAAAACCUUAUGAAAGUAUUCAGCCUCAACAGCUUUAUACCACUGUGAGCAACAAUGAAGAGAUCAGUGAUAUUACAGAAGCAAAGCUUGUCAUAUCAGAUUUAAAAAGAAAAUUACAGGAGCUUGAAUAUCAAUUAGAAAAUUAUAAGGAACAGUCUAUAAGUUUAGUCAACAAUAAAAAUAUGGUAACCUCAAGUAGUAAUAAUUCACAAGCUAAUGAAAAUCAUAAAUUCAACGUAAUUAGCAAAGAAGUUCAGACAAAUAAUUUAAACUACGACAAUAGAAAAAUGGUAGACAAAUCUGUGAUAACCACAUCGAAACCUGAUUCAUUUUUAAGUACAAUUGUAAAUAAUGAUGUAGGAUUAAGUAAAUUGCAUUAUGAUGGUAGUAAUAAAAUGGUUCUAGAAGAAGAAAUGGAUCAAAGAUCUGUGAGAAUAGAAAAUUAUUGUAAGUUAAAUAAAAGCAGAGAAUGUAAUAUGUUGCUGAGAAAUGAUAAUUUAGAACAUUCUAGCAAUAAUGACGUCGUAAAUAAAGUGGAAAAACAGCACAUUAAUGAGACACAAAAAAACAAUCGCCUGUCUAGUAACAAUCAGAACUUGAUCUAUGAUAGUUCUUCCGACGCUUCAUAUGUCAGUACAAGCACUGACUUGUUUAUUAAUCAGAAUGUGGAUGACAGUGAUAUUUUUAGGUCACUCAGCCCACCAACCCAAAUUUUAUAUGCAAAAAACAACACUUGUCACCAAUCUGAUAUGCUUUCUUUGGAAUCAACACAAUCAGAACAAAGCUGGAAAUCAAUAGAACCUGAAAAAAGUGAGACCCUAACUUAUUCAAAAUUAGAGCCAUCAAUACCUUUAACAGACACUAAAGAUUCCACAUCUGAUUUAAAAUCAAGUAAUGAAAGAACAACAGAUCAAUUAGAACAUGUAACAAGUUUAUCAAUAUCAGAUACUACCAAGCAAUUAUCUAUAAGUGAAACCGGACCAGAACUACCACCAAUGCCAGGGAUGUCCCCCUCACCACCACCCACACCUGGGACAAAAGAAUGCAAAUUUAUUCCUGAAUCAGAGCCCAAUCUUAUAAACAAAGAAAAUUUAUCAAAGAAAGAAAACCUGACGAUAAGUGGGUCAAACAAUGUAGUUAUGCCACCAGUACCUGAUAUAGCAUUAAAUAUGCAAAAACCAUCACUGCCACCACCUUUAUUAUCAUAUAAUUUACCAACAUCUAUGUUAAAGGAGAGUUUAGCCGUAGAUGACAAAAAAACAAGUAUUGAUGUGACAUAUCAAUGCUCACCAACAUCUGAUCUACCUCCUGCAACCCCCAUGCCUAAUAUGUUACCAACUACACAACAAGUGGUUCCACCAAUGCCAGAUAUAGUUCCAUCACCCCCACCAAUGCCUGAUAUUGGUCCACUAUCCCCUUCAAUACCGGGUAUGGUAUCCACCACCACCACAAAUGCCCAAUAUAGGUCCGCCACCCCCAUCGAUGCCUGGAGUGGGACCACCGCCUCCCCCGUUACCAAGUAUGGGAGUAUCACCACCACCUCCUACAUUAAUCGGGAUGGAGCCGCCACCACCACCUCCAAUAUCCGGAAUGGGACCGCCACCACCACCUCCCCCAAUACCCGGAAUGGGACUGCCACCACCACCUCCUCCCAAUACCCGGAAUGGGACCGCCACCACCACCUCCCCCAAUACCCGGAAUGGGUCCGCCACCACCACCACCUCCAAUACCCGGAAUGGGUCCGCCACCACCACCUCCAAUACCCGGAAUGGGACCUCCACCACCACCUCCAAUACCCGGAAUGGGUCCUCCACCACCACCUCCAAUACCCGGAAUGGGCCCACCACCACCACCCUCCGAAACCACCCCACCCUAUGCUGGGCGCCACAUCUUCAGGAAGCUGCGCCUCUGUACCAGUCCCAUCUUCUGGUCCUGCGCCUUUUCCAGCACCACCAGCUGGUGGUUGGAGUAUGCAAAGAUCUACUCUAAGAAAACUCCCAAUCAAGCCGGCGGCACCUAUGAAGCCACUGUAUUGGACACGAAUAUUAGCCGCACCAACGAUUGCCAAUGGCCAGGGUGAAGCACAUACCAGUUUGAAACCACUGUGGCUUGAAAUUGAUGAAACCAAAUUGGAUAAUAUCGAUGAAUUUAUGGAUCUAUUUUCAAGACAAGUUGUAAAGGCCCCAGUUAAAAAGAAAGUGGAGGUCAAGACAAAAAUCCAGCCAAUCAAAAUAUUGGAGAGUAGAAGAUCACAAAAUGUCGGCAUACUGGCACAAAGUUUACAUGUGGAAUUUUCAGAAAUUGAAAAUGCCAUAUACAAUUUUGACACGUCCGUUGUUAGUUUGGAAGCACUCCAGCAGAUUUAUGAAUUGCGCGCAACUGCAGAGGAAUUAGAAAUGAUAAAAGAGCAUUUAAGGACCAAACCAGAAAUUCCGCUAGAUAAGCCAGAAGCAUUUUUACACGAUUUAUCUGGAAUACCAAAUUUUGCAGAGCGAAUAUCGUGUUUUAUGUUUCAAGCUGAAUUCGAGGACGCCGUUAAUACGACAAUGCACAAAUUAGAUAAUUUAAAGCAUACUUGCGAGUUCCUAAUGAAUAGCGAAUCUCUUAAACAACUUUUUGCAAUAAUUCUAACUCUUGGUAAUUAUAUGAAUGGAGGAAAUGGACAAAGAGGUCAAGCCGAUGGUUUUGGAUUAGAAAUUUUAGCCAAGUUAAAAGAUGUCAAGUCUAAACAAUCAACGGUUACGCUACUACACUUUAUAGUAAAGACAUAUAUGCGACAACGGGGAGGCGCUCUGUCGACUGAUUGCGUGCUACCGGUGCCUGAACCUGGUGACGUGCACCGCGCUGCUGCACUAGACUUUGCUGAUGUCGCUGCUAGUCUUGCCGCCCUCCGCACACAACUUGAAGGAUGUAAAGAAAAAACGAAAAAGGUCAUCGAUGCGGACGCUAUAAGGCAUCCACCGGAAGAACAAGUGUCUACAGAUAAUAAAAGGCUGGAAGUGUUUAAAGAUAAAAUGACUGCAUUUAUUGAGGCAGCUGAGGAAAAAUUAAAGACUGAAGAUGACAAUUUGUCAGAUUGUCGAAACAAAUUCAUAGCAACUGUAAAAUUUUAUCAGUACAAGCCUAAGUGUGAAAAAGUUGAAGAUUGCGAACCAAAAGAUUUUUUUUCAUUGUGGACAUCAUUUUGUAGCGACUUUAAAGAUAUAUACAAGAAGGAGGAGCAAUUGGCAAUUAAAGAAAAGUUAAAAGAGACGAAAAAAAUACAAGAAGUGCGUAAAUCACAAACGAUCACUAAGCCGAAAAAGGAAGAUGGCUUAAAGGCACGGUUACAGAAAAUGUCCAGUGUUAAAUUGUAA
Leptosia nina is the source of this 4806-nucleotide messenger RNA. NCBI's taxonomy places the organism in Eukaryota, Metazoa, Arthropoda, Insecta, Lepidoptera, Pieridae. The record is from the annotation of a GenBank genome assembly.